AUGCCUGCUAGCAACAACGGUGAGGCAGGAGAUCCCAAUCUCCCCGAUCUUGGAGAUGCUAUCGACUCUGCCACCUUUGGCCAGAUCCUGGAGAUGGACGAAGAUGACCCAGAGCGCGAGUUCAGUCAGUCUAUCGUCGAUGGCUUCUUCGAGCAAGCUCAAGAGACCUUUGAGAAGAUGGAUACUGCCUUGGAGGAAGAGAAUUUAGAUGAACUUUCCAAGCUAGGACACUUCCUCAAGGGUUCAUCUGCCACCCUGGGUCUUACCAAAAUCAAGGAUAGUUGUGAGAAGAUUCAACGGUACGGGAAAAUGGAGAAGGAGAAUGGAGACCCGUUGGACGACGAAAAGCUUUGCCUUGAGACAAUCACCAAGACUUUGGAGACUGUCAAGAAAGAGUACGCAGAGGCCGAAAAGAUUUUAAAAGAGUUCUUUGGCACUUCAACUCCAGAAGAGACAUGA
Molecule: messenger RNA, 459 nt
Organism: Truncatella angustata
Lineage: Eukaryota; Fungi; Ascomycota; Sordariomycetes; Amphisphaeriales; Sporocadaceae
Product: hpt domain-containing protein
Exons: 3
Coding region: 1-459 (152 amino acids)
Biological process (GO): phosphorelay signal transduction system; phosphorylation
Cellular component (GO): nucleus; cytoplasm
Molecular function (GO): histidine phosphotransfer kinase activity; protein histidine kinase binding
Source: RefSeq, a predicted model, not a curated record